UUCACUUAGGCAUUAGUCGUUAUCAAACAAACAAAAUAUUCAAAUAAAAUGUCCAAACUCAUCGUACUGUGUCUUUUUGCUCUGGGCAUCAGUGGCAGUCUGAUAGCCGUUGAUGCGGCAAGUAAUCGUGAUUGAUCAAAACCUAAUCAAGCAUGGACAAGUUGUGGUUCUGCUUGUCCACCAAGCUGCGUGCUUUUCGAUGAUUUCGUUUUAUUUUCUGUUUGCAGCAACGCGUGAUUGGAUGUCAAUGUAAGUGGGGAUACUUACUAAACAAUGAAGAAAAUUGCGUAAAGCCAGAGCACUGUUAAUUCCAAUACUCAAUAAUCAUCAAUGAUUUAAUGCUUUAUAAUUUUUACCUAGACAGAGAUCAAUAAAAACGAAAAAAAAAUUUUUUAAAUUACAGAUAUUCUUUCUGUAUCUACAUAAUUACGAGUCGGCAACUAAUACACUAGCUUGAAAGAACAACGCACAAUGUUCAAAAUAUAUUGGCAAACGCUUGGAACGAUUUAUAUUUAUACGAAAAAUAAUUGCUCGUUGAAGAAAAAACGAUAUCUUCACGCAGCAAAGUGAAUUUUUCUGCGUCGUGUAGAAAAACAAGCUUUAAGACAAAGGAAGAAAAGUAUCGAAGGAAUACUUAGUGAACAGAUUAAAAAAACAACAGCGCUAUCUUUACGAUUGUCAGUCUCUUGCAAAGAAUAUUUAAAGCAAAAUGUCCAAGCUCGUCGUAUUAUGUCUCCUCGUUCUGUGCAUCAGCGCCAGUCUGAUUGACGUUGAUGCUGAAAGUCAUCAUUAUUGCCCUAAGCCUAAUCAAGAAUGGACAACUUGCGGUUCUGCUUGCCCACCAAUAUGCGAUGAUAAAGAACCAAAAAUGUGCACACUGCAAUGCGUAAUUGGAUGUCAAUGUAAGCGGGGAUACCUCCUGAACAGUGACGGCAAAUGUGUAAAGCCAGAGGACUGUUAAUUCCAACUCAAUUAUCAUGAACGGCUUAAUACUUCAUAAUGUUUACCUAUAGUCAGAGGUCAAUAAAAUAGAAGAAUAAAAAAAAAUUUGUUGCAGUGAAUCAAA
Molecule: messenger RNA, 1066 nt
Organism: Nasonia vitripennis (jewel wasp)
Lineage: Eukaryota; Metazoa; Arthropoda; Insecta; Hymenoptera; Pteromalidae
Product: chymotrypsin inhibitor-like
Exons: 5
Coding region: 710-961 (83 amino acids)
Source: RefSeq, a predicted model, not a curated record